Messenger RNA from Chilo suppressalis (striped riceborer), 2226 nucleotides. Lineage: Eukaryota; Metazoa; Arthropoda; Insecta; Lepidoptera; Crambidae. The record is from the annotation of a GenBank genome assembly.
UAACGAGGGUAGUAUAAAAUAAAUAAGUAAGAAUAUUAUUCUUUGGGUUUAGUGGUCAGUUCAAUAGUGUUCGUUCGUUGAGUCUGUAUUUAGUGGUAACUUAAUUAAAACACAUUUUAUAAAAAUGGAAGACGCACCUAAAUUAUCAAAAAAGCAAAAGUCAUCAAUGUGGACAUACUUUGAUAAAAGUGAAAAUGGAAGCCAAAUUAAAUGUAAAAUAUGCAAGCGUGAAUAUAAGUAUUGUAACAAUACAUCGAAUAUGAAGGAUCACCUCCAUCGAAAGCAUCCUGAAAUGUUACUGAAUAUGUCGAUUUCUCAGAACGAAAAAUGCGAAGUGGAAAAUCUGGAAAGACUACCUAGAAAGUAAAAUACUGUCAUAAUUCGUCCAGAAAGAAGAUGUUAGAUGAAUUAUUUGUAAAAAUGAUUGCAUUAGAUAUGGAGCCCCUUCGCUUAUCUGAGCGGGAAGGGAUUAAAGAAUUUGUCGCAGGGUUAGAUUCGCGGUACGAAUUGCCAGGAAGAUCAACAGUGACUGCAAAUCUUUCAAAAUUAUUUAUGAAAAUGAAAAUUCAAUUGUUGAAAAUUGUUGAAGGGACCCGUUAUGUAGCGAUUACUGCGGACACCUGGACUUCCAUGAGCAAUCAAGGCAUUCUUGCAUUGACUUGCCAUUUUCUCAAGGCAAACCAACUGAUAUCUGCUUUACUGGCUGCAAAAGUUGUCGAAGGGCAUCAUAAUGCUGACAAUUUAGCUUCCGUUAUUUCAUCGAUUUUAGAAGAGUGGAACUGUCGCAACAAAGUGGUUGCCAUUGUCACGGAUAAUGCACCCGUAAUGAUAAAAGUAGCAGAAAAUCUAAAAAUACGCCAUGUUCCUUGUUUUGCACACAAUUUAAAUUUAAUUAUCAAAGAUGCUCUUCAAAACGUUGAAAAAUUGAAAGCUUUACUUGAUAAAUGUAAAGCUAUUGUUACCUAUUUUAGACACAGUACGUUAGCCUCCGACAAACUAAAGAUAAUUCAACGAGACCUGAAUAAAAAAGAAUUGAAAUUAAUACAGCAUGUUGAUACCAGGUGGAACAGCUCUUUACAUAUGCUAAGUCGGAUAAAGGAAGUGCGCGACGAAUUAACGCUCGCUCUUAAUCAAAAUCCUAAUGCACCGCCGAACCUAACUGCAGAUGAAUACACUUACUUAGGCGAAGUCGAAAACAUAUUUGAGCCCAUUGAAUCUGCAACGGAAGCCAUAUCUGGUGAGGAAUAUGUUAAAUUAUCGUUGAUAAUUCCGCUAAUAAAAGGAAUCUUACUACAUUUUGCUACGCUGGAAAAGGAACCGAUGUCAGAUUUUGCAAGAGCUGUCCUAGAAAAUAUAAAAAUAUCAGUAGCCUCAAAAUUGAAGCCGUAUGAAAAGAGAUCUCCUUGCAUUAUAUCAACGCUAUUAAAUCCACAUUUUAAAAAAAUGGGUUUUAGGACUGACGCUGAUGUUGACAGGGCAAUUCAAUUUGUCCAAAAAGAAUAUUCAUCAUAUUUGGCAACAUUGGAUAAAGCGUCAUCGCCCCCAUGCCCAGAUGGAAACUAUGAUCUAGAAAGUUCAUCAGAGGGAAUGCUAGUUCCGCACAAAAAAUCAAAACGUAGCGAUUUGCUUUCAUAUCUUCAACCUCAAAGUCAAACAAGCAACACAAAUCCCACUGCAGACGCAAUUGUUGACAUAAGGCAAUAUGUUGAGAAACCCAUCAUACCCAGAUCUAGUUAUCCCAUAGAGUAUUGGUCAUUUAGUCAAAGUAAUUUGAAGCAUAUUGCAUUAAAAUUCUUAUGUAUACCUGGAAGCUCAACACUAGCGGAAAGAGUUUUUUCAAAGACUGGACAAAUAGUAAUUGAACGUCGUAAUCGUUUAUCAGGCGACUACAUAAACGAACUACUUUUUAUAAAUCAAAACAACAAAAUUCUCAAAAAGUAGUUAUAUUUAUUAAGUAAACACGGCAUUGAUUCAAAUAUUAUUUUAAUUAUGACGAUUUAUAUUUUUUGUGAUCCACUUUAUGAUUGAAAUUUAUUUGUAAAUCUAAAUGGUAGAUUAGUGAUUGAAACUUGAACUUCAUUCACUAAUCUGUUUGAAAAUUUUCUAUUACUUUUUAAAUUUCAGCCAUUAAUUUAAUUUUUUUAGACGGGGGUAGUUUUUUAAUUUCUUCAGCUACUAUAUUACCAAAAUGGUAGUGAACAGAUGAUUUGUUAUUUACAUUUUUUG